Messenger RNA from Colletotrichum godetiae, 503 nucleotides. RefSeq lists its product as uncharacterized. Bases 216 to 416 code for a protein of 66 amino acids. The transcript has a single exon. The record is from RefSeq and is a predicted model, not a curated record. Lineage: Eukaryota; Fungi; Ascomycota; Sordariomycetes; Glomerellales; Glomerellaceae.
GUCCUCUAUUGUUGUCUCUGCCCACCGAUGCGGGAUGCCAAGAUCUGUCUCUGAACUGGUCUCUCAUUUCUAUCCGUUGUGCUCUCUGAGCCGUCUGCCGCGGUGGUGUACCACAGAGACAGACAUCCAUUAGCUUUGGAGGGAAAAGGAACCAUCUGUCGUCGACAACUUCUGUACGCCGUGUGCGUGGAUGGAGACCGGUAUCUGGGAAUAAGAUGGUGACGGUCAGCCAGCCAUCCAUAGAGAUGGGCACCCAACUGACCCGGUACUCAGUACUUCGCCGGUCGAGCUGGUGGCCUCCCACAACCAGGCUUCACACCCACUGCCACGCUACAGAAUGGCAGCCAACACCCCCUGGGCCAAUGCUGACCAGGGCCGCCAAACCCCCCAGCAGCUCGGGCCUUGGGAUACCCUAGCACAAAGAAGCACGGUAGAAGAUACUUCUCGCAUGUACAGUCGGCUUGCGGAGCAGCAUCAAGUUGUGUGGUGACCCUGGUAUAUGG